Frieseomelitta varia is the source of this 1593-nucleotide messenger RNA. RefSeq lists its product as uncharacterized. The transcript has 7 exons. The record is from RefSeq and is a predicted model, not a curated record. Bases 1 to 1512 code for a protein of 503 amino acids. Lineage: Eukaryota; Metazoa; Arthropoda; Insecta; Hymenoptera; Apidae.
AUGGACAGAACCGGCCAAAUUUCCGCUGAACCCCUGACCGAUCAGCCAUUGUGCUCGUCGCCAGAAUCGAUGACAAAGAUCAAUGUUAUUGACGACAAACCAGGAUACGUCGAGCUGGGACACGUCCAUACACACGAAUCCGUCUAUGCAGAAUUAACACUGACUAACGAGUCUCUACUAAUUCAAGAAUACGCAUUUAUAGAUCUAUCGUCAUCUAUGGAAAUACAGCCAAAUCAUGGUUUUGGUGCCAUUCUUCCUGGAGAAACUAUCAAACUUCAUCUAAUUUACUCUCCAUGUUUGACAGACAUUCCCGGCAAUGAAAUUAGAGCAAAUGGAUUGAAUGGUGAACGAAGCUUUCAAGUACAAGUGGUCACUUUGGCAGAGCUAGCUGGGGACAAGAGUCAAACAAUAUUGAACAAAUUGAAGGAUGAGAUAAAUACGCAGUCGAUAAUACCGAGGAGUCGCGGAUUUCCAUAUCCAAUCCCUGUGAAUAUCAAAAGACCUAAAGUAUUACGUCGAACGAUUGAUAAGAACGAGGAUGAUCUUGAAAUGCAGUUAAAUAAUGACACCGUGAUAAAUCGGGGGGAUGAAAAUGACAAGCAUGUUUCGAUAGAAAAUUCUGAUCAUGUGGAUAGAAGAAAGGAGAAAAACUCCCUGGAAAUCCAUACGUACAUUAUAGACACUUUCUGCGAGCUGAGUGAGCAAAUUAUAGAAUUUCAUCCGACCGCUUGUGGUUCGUUUUCAAUGGCUUCAGUGCAUCUGAGAGGAUACAACAUGGCUUCCUACCCACAUUGCACCUGCGGAAUGAUAAAAAAUCAACGUAAAGAAUUUACAGCUCGUUAUCAGUUUAAGAGCUCUUCCGAUAGAAUCAAGAUUAUGCCACAGUCUGGUGUUUUAAACAAUAAUGAACUUAUCGAGGUCAAUUUUAUGUUUAAACCAAGAUUACCGAAAAGUGUGAUUUUCGAAGAGGGUCUUAGACUGAAAAUGAACGAUGAGGAGAAACGAGAAACGAAGAACGAGAAAGUCAAUAAACCAACGAAGAAUGCAAAAAAGAAGAAAGGGAAGAAAGAAAAAGAAGAAGAGGGCAAGGUCUCCGAUGUCGACAAAUUAGCUGGCGAAAUUAGUUUACUGGAAAGUUUCGAGCCUUGUAUUUCCACGAUUUUCGUGACAUGCACGAUCGAUUUAGAAGAAACGAGGAAUAAAAGGAAACACGAGGAGCUACUUUUCGUAAAGUUAAUUUGUCCUAUUACCAGACCUGAAAUUUUGGUACUGAACGAGGUUCGAGAAAUUGCUUUUGGACCGACGGCGAUUGGUACAUCUUCUAGAAAAUUUCUCUUCGUUAAAAAUAUUUCCAAUCAAAGCGUGAAAAUCAACGUGAAUCUGUUAGAUCCAUUCGGACCAUUUUUCGUGCCUCCUGGAAGAACAAUCGAAACCGGGUCCAUUUUGAAGCUCCCAGUUACAUAUCAACCACGUGAAAAUCACGAAGAAGAAGUGAGCCAUCUUCACAUCUAAUCUCUUAUUUAAUAGAUUUAAUUAGAAAGCGUUAUAAGUAGGAAUAAUAAUAAAAUGUGUUCGUGGUGCUUUGCUCUUGAA